Molecule: messenger RNA, 11512 nt
Organism: Amoebophrya sp. A25
Lineage: Eukaryota; Dinophyceae; Syndiniales; Amoebophryaceae
Source: the annotation of a GenBank genome assembly
AGUUCAUUAGGUACCGAAUGUAUUUCGUUGUAGCCAACAUAUUGAUUUGUUAUAGAUGAGAAAGACCCUAUUUUUGGAUCAUAGCACCUGAAGCGCCGCAAAAGCAAAAGUGUAAGACCUCUACGUUGCACCGGGCCGCUUGCUUUGCCGCACCUUCGUACAUAAGACCCAGCGUGUUUCUCAGUCCCCCUCUAUACAUACAUACAUACACUUUUGGAUCAUAGUUAGCUCUUACUUAUGUCGCAACAGCUUUAGUUAUAUUUUCCUCAUGGAGAUUUGCAUUUCUUUGGUAAGUAGUGAAAAUCGAAAUUGUUUCUUCGCAUACAACAAAGAGAAUGGCUCUAUUAUCUGGAACACGUCUGCGUGCCUACGUGGUUCGUGUACACCUUUUCCUAGAAAGGAACGUUUUCGCAAAGGGCAUGUGGUUGAGGAAGUGUUGUGUUUGUCGAUAAGGGUUUGUCGAUGAAGACUUCUCCUGACGAUUGAAGAAAGAGUAGGUCAACAACUAUCUUCUCAUCAUCCAUGUAGGGAUUACACCCGUCUACUGUUGACGGGAUACUAUCUCAUCAUCGUCAUGGACGGAGAUUGCUGAUUCCUGAAGACGGGAACUUCUAUCACAGAAGUAAUAUGCAAGUCACCGAGGGGCCAAGCUCCAUCCACCUGGAGGUACUAUGCACUUCGAUGUUGAGAAAGGAGAAGAGCCUCUUCUAGACGAAGCCUACAUCGAUGAAACUAUACCACGAAAUCACAGCAGGCACACGUACUUCCUCCGCUAAGACCUGGCGACCAUUCAUCUGUUCUCCCUGCACGGGUACGAACCACGAGUUUUAACUUCGAACCGAAUCAAGGAGCUUCCAGUGAAUUGCUGAGGAUACAACUCGAAGUCGCUCAUGCUGGGGUCCUCUGCGCCUGGCGCUAGCACCGCCGGGUCCCCCGGCCUUACCGGGGGUGCCUCGAUGGCUUCCAUUGGAACUCAAAAGAUGCCUCUUCCCGGUGAUAGUAUGCAAAUGAACUCAAUCGAAGAUGGGAAGUCGGAGAAGAAGGACGCAAAGGAAACGGUGAUUGCAGUGGCGCCAGCCAAAAAAGUGUACGAUCCCGGAGAGCUAGAAAACGACCCCGAACUCCUGGAAUAUGGUAAAUGGAUGGACUUGCAAAAAAAGGCCCGACAACCGCCAGUGCAAAGCGAAACACAAGCUUUAGUUACGAUCUACUUUGCUCGUGUGAUAGAUAUAAUAGUACUCCUGUGAUGCUGUUAAACUUUUUAAGUUACUACCAGGAGUAGGGGUGCGAUUCAGAAGGUAUAGGUUAAAAAUACUUUCGUAGCGUAGAAAAGCUCCCUUCCCGUACUUCGCCCAUAGAAAAAGUAUAUCCACCACGAUAAGUCUCCAUUCAUGGAUCAUGCGCUUCGCGCAUCUUCUUCUAAAUUAAGGCGCAUAGCGCAAUUAUGCAUGAUUCCCGUGAUGCAUGGUGGGCCAGAUCCCCCAAUAAGGGCCUACGACUACGACCCGAGGAUACACGCGGCACCCCCGAAACAAGAGAAUCCUUGGGAACUUUCUUCGCAGUUGCAUAUCACCCAAGAAAUGGAGGCUAUUCUCAGUGCGCGGGGAGAAAAUACGUACAAAUUAAUUACUAGACCAGAGUAGGGCUAGAGGUAGAGAUGAAUUGUGUAUCUAGUCUGGUAUGCGAAUCAUGUAGACUACUCCAUCGUGUGUCUUCAUCGUUGUAUGUUCGUACAAAUUGACUUUGCAUUUGAAGGACCCUUCGUAGAUCAGGGUCUUCACGCACCUCAUUGUCCCUUGAAAAAUUCGAGUCAAACAGGCUCACCUGGCUCCACAAUCUAACUCAGAUUCUUGAAAGAACGCAAGAACGUAAUAUCUGUUUUGGGCGCCCCUUCUUGCGGAAAGAGUGUACUCCUGAAAUUGCUCUUUUCGUGUAAUCCAGCGAGGCGAGACGGUGAGGAGCCGUGUCGAAUUGCCAAUCAAUACUAUCCAGCUCGCCAAGUAGAGAUGAAGAAGUUCAAAGUCAGAAAGUACUUUCAUAGCAACACGGGCAGAAAAGGAUCAAGGUCGCCUAGUCCCUCUGCGAAAGGUACUUGCUGUUACUUUUGAUUACCUAGAUGUCUAUACCGUCGUUGAAUCUGUUUCGUCUUAGCUCCUAUUACUUGCGACGCGAUAUUAAUGGUUAUCCUCUGAAAAGAAAAUGUAGCGGAGAUGGAGAUUGACGGAAAUCUAGUACAGGAUCAAUUGCCAGGCAGGCACAUCACCAAAGUGAUUCUACUUUCAUUACUUCUAGGAAAUCCCACUUUAUAGUGGAGCUCAUUCUUUCAAAGUACGAUUACGAACGACGUCGUAAUUUUAUAUUCACUCUCCAAACAAAAAAGGUUCAAAAGACGAAAGUGGAAAGGCUGCUUACGACAUAGAGGACAAAUUUUUCUUCCAACGUAGAGAUUUCAAUCGAUUCAAAGAGGCGAAUGGAGAGGACUCUGCGCUGAACAUGCGCCCAACCGAAGGAAUAGAACUACACCACUGGAAAGCGCAUGAAGUCGUCAUUCUUGAUACGGCAGGCAUGAACUUCUUUGAAGGUACAACAAGAACCUGUUGUCACAUCAAGUUUGUCUUAGUCCUCCUCGUGAGGAGGACCUCUCGCUCUGUGCUCUUCUAUUACGAAAAAAUAGCAGUUCCUAAUCAGCUAAAAAUCAAAUCACAUUUUUUGUCUCAACAGAAACGCAGAAAGACCUGGAGGAAAUGGAGAAGAUAACAACUGCGAACCCCCAUGCAGACCCCGGAAAAGAUCGUGCGACUAGAAAGCGGAAGCGAAAGCGUUUGCGUGACCCCGAUGAGAAGAGUGACAUCUGGGAUUCGAGUUACCGCAACUUUUUGUUAAGAAGGCUCCUUUGAUGUUGAUUUUUCACUCAAUAACUAGAUGACAUCAGUAGUGCAUUGUCAGGAAUAGAGUUUUCGGUAUAUAAUGUUCUGUCCCGAGUAGAUGGUCAUUCAGAUAAUUAUAAGAAUAUACAGUCACGAUACUUAGCGCUCUUUCUAAUUUGACCACCACUCUUGUAUGGGAUGAGUGGCAUUCUCCUACUUUGUGUCCCGUACGAGUGCGACUACGUGGAGUACGUUGAGAAUUGUCUGAAAGCAAUCAUCGCCAAAGUGCGGAAUUCGCCACGACCGGGUCUCAUCAUCGUGCGCAUCCGCAAGAAACGAAGCGAAGAUGAUAAGAGGGAUGAGGCAGAAGAGGAGGCGGAGGUGAAGAGAAAGAAGGAAGCGGCAGAGCGCAAAAAAGCACGAAGAGCGGAGCGCGAGCGCUUGAAGGCAGAGAAAGACCGUCUCAAAGCGAGUGCGUCUGGGCUUCUGGGUGGGUCUUCGAUGUUACUUCAGACUGUCGGCAGCUCAUCAAUCCUGCAAGGCGCGGUGACGCAAUCCAAUAGCUCUCAAGCGCAAGAUGGAACGUUCGCAGAAAUGGAGGCCAACACUUCGAAAGUGAACAAUAACUCGACAAGAGCGGGAGCACAGGCUACUGGAUCUUCAAUAAAUAAAGCGCCUGCUCUGGUUCCAGAGCCAAACAAAGGAAAAGCCAAAGCAUCCGAUGAGGCAGGAUCGGCAUCUGGCAGUGACAAUCCACAAGAAGGCGUGGCGGAAACUAGCCAAGGAGGUGAGACUAAAGACCCCACAACAACGACGACGUCACAAAAAAAUCCUAGUGAACAACCUUCGACCGCCUCCGCUGCUGUCGCAGUAGGACAACCAAAGCAAGAGGGCGCAACGCGGGCAAAAAUCAACACCGAUGUGCCUGAGGUAGUAGAAGAAGAGAAUGCAGUUGGGGAUGUCAUGAACGUAACAAUCAAGGCAGCUGGCGCAGUCCUUAGUGGCGGUGAAAAUGACCCUGACGAUGACCGAAGAGAGCUGCGCAAACUGCAGAGGGAACUUUCCAGAGGCGGUCCUGCAAACCGGAGUCUCUUUUUCUCCGACUCCGAUGAGGAGGUACAGAAUAAAAGCGCGCACGAUAGCAGAAUCACAAGGGGCCGGGGCAGCGAGGAAGAGGAAGAAGAGGACGAUGACAUGUUUUCCUCUCGUCGAGGUAAGUCUUCGGUCAUGCGCAAACUGUUCGGGGACGGAGACGGAGAGGAGCACGAUGACGAAACGGACGACGACGCACUCUUUUCAGCACCUGAGAUUAAGGAAACAACAAUCUCAGAAUGCAUUAUUACUACUGAUUUAACCCCACUGAACAGUUUUGUUGUCGUAGUUAUUGAUUUUUGAGCUUCAAAGUUUUGAACUUUUUCCAUAAGACUUUCGUAUCUAUGAAAGUUUCUCAGCGAGGGUUUAUUACUGCCUUAAGCGACUUCAUACGAUACCUCUCCAGAUGCAUUUUCUCAACGAAAAUUUUUCUCUACCACAAUAUGAAUGAACAGAGCUCGUCAGGAAAUGAAUUCGACUAAAAUGGAAUAAAAUCAAAAUUUUUGAUUUUUCAUUCAAAGUAGUUCCGCAGUUUGGAAUUGUGUAAUAGGGUGGGUACAGCCUGUCAAAUUUAAGUGUAAUUAUACAAGAACGCUCUAAUCCUAAGCGAUCCGACGAAGAGACCGGGUUGCACGAGAAUACCCAAAAUUCAGUGGUUUCCUCACUCUUCGCGGACGAUUUUCUCCAGCCACACGAACUAGACAAACUCUUAGGAGAAAAGGCAGAGCUAAAACCUAUUGCGGACGAGAAGUUGGAUUUUCAGUCUACAGAUGUCCCUCCAGAGCUCGUGAAAUACCGACUUUACUUUCACUCCAUCAAAGUGUUCACCUUCGAUAGCUAUCCGAAGCUGACUUUCGACCGCUCACGCCGAUUCAUCAAGACACUGCAAGUGAUGCGCAGGUAAGUCUCUCUACUUCACUGAAGGAAAGGCAAUGCGAACACUCGGUGAUAGAGAUACUGGCAGACAUGAUUCUCAGAGUAAACCUGUUUUGUAACCCAAAGAAAUGCAAAAAGAGGCAUCAAUUUCAAUUGCUUCGAUAGACCUCAUACAUCAAAAUCAUAAACGAGGUACAUUUUCGACUUGAUGGACGACAUGAACGAGCUGAAGCAGGGUCCUGCCGGUCGGCACACCGUGCAGCAGGACGCAGAGUACUCCAUUUGUCUGCCGGUUUGGCACGGGCUUUCCAAUUACCACAUGUUGUACCUGUUGAAAGUGUUGAUCGCGUGGUCCAACUUAAGGUUUCCGCUGUCUAUGGCUCUCGGUGCGGCGUACAUCUCAGCGCACAUUCCUAACGUGCCGAAUCUGAGGCUCGUGAACUUCCAGUGCAUGCGCGCUCUGGUAGCGGAUUUGCUGGCACCGGUGAGCGGCCGCGCGCAGGACUCGCUCUCUUUGCGGUGGACCGCAGCGAUCAGCUCGAUUGCGCGUUACGUAGUGAAGAUGGGCAACACACUGCGAGACCAGGACUACUGGCUACUGCAGAACGAGCUGAUGCAGUGGCUUCCAUGUGCUGCGACGGCUAAGAACCCGCUAACAGGCGAUACGGUCACAUGUUCGCAACCGCGGGCGUUGCACGGCAUGGUGCACCGCUGUGACAAGACAGGCUGCGUCUGGGAGGGAGAGUACGUUACACCAAAAUGGACUUUCAACCCGAUUGAGCAAGCGGUAGAACUCUUGGCGGCCUACGAGAGUGUGGUACUUACUUGUUAAUGUCGCGUCAAGUAUUGACGUUUCAUAUUGUUUGAAGAUCAUUCCGAUUGAACUCAUUUGGGAUACAGUGAUAUCAUUGAGGGGGCGGUUUAUUAUCCACAUCUACUUCUAGUCAGAUCUAUGUAUAACUGCUCCCAGCGUGAUCUUCAGAAUAGGUACAAGAAUUGCAUAAUGAUUCUUCAAAUUUAUUCAGGUGCGAGCUCCGGAGAAGCUGUCGCAAACAGAAGCAAAUCUUCCCCCGCACGAGCGACCGGACAAGAAGGAUGAGGCCUUCUUUGAGCGGACCGCGAAUACAGGCGGUUUUGAUCUGUUUUCUGACCGCGUGAGCGACAAGUAUGGGCCGCCUUUUUGCGCUCUGUGCUUCCGCGUGCUGAUGCGACCGGAGGAGGACCUGCGAGAACUGAAUCGUGACCGCAACAAGGAACAGCUGCUGGCAACCGCCCUGCACCGGAAGGCGGAAAUUCAAGCAGAGGAGGAGCGACAGAGGAAGGAGGCGGAAGAGCGAAAGCGCAUGGCCAAAGAAGCACGAGACCGCGUUCGUAAAAAAGCCCUCGGAGCGGCUGAUGGUGCAACCGGCAUCAUGAACUUGACACAGUACAUGAUGAAAAUUGGGGCGGACGGGAAAGCCGCGAAAGAAGCAGCGCAGCGGCAAGCAGCGCUUGAUCGCAUCAACAAGAAAAAGAAGAAGCCCGCCGCGGGCAGCGGGCCAGAAGGAUCAGCCGCAGACACAAGCAGUCCUGGUGGAAUGGGUAAGGGUAUUCCAGCUGUCACCAGCCCCAAUCGGAACUCCAGUCCAGACGCUGCCUCAGGCACCGCGGCAAGUCCAGAAGGAGGAAAUCGAGAGGGAAGUGUUAGUCGUCCAGCCACCGAUGUUGCAGGAGGAAAUGAUGAGCAGGUAGGAGAGACGCCUAGCGUAGGACUGUUCGGCAAAAGCGCGGUUGGACGGGCACGCGCUGUGGGAGACAGUGCGGCCAAAGCCUUCAAGAAGAUGGCGUCGGGUUUCGGGUCUGCUAUAGGGGGAUCUGGAGGCCGCACCGGAUCAGCGGGAAGUGGUGGUAGUGAAGCAAUGUCACCGGAGAUGCUCAAGUACCAGGAGGGACUGCGCGCUCGCGCCUCCGCCAGGCAAGCGAGACGGAAACAGGACUUACAAAAGAUGUACCCAGAAUUAGACUGUUUCGGCGAGCGUGCCGCACAAGAAGCUUUGGAAGCCGUAGUCUCCGAGGAGUCGGAAGAAGAAGUUGUGGCUCCGCGUAAGUACGCAUUCAUGACGCGCAACGCGAGCUUUUCGCCACCGAAAAAGACCUCCACACGGAAGCGCGGUGUUCACGACAACGUCGGUGGUGAGCCAUGUUCUUCAGGUGCGAAAACGCACGCUACCGGGUCACUGAGCGCCAGCAAAACGAAAAUCAAGUUUAAGACGCCAAGCAAGACGAGUCUCGUGUCAGCCGGUGCAGCGGACCAGCCCACUAUUAGCCUCACUGCACCAGGCGCGCAGCAGCGGAAAGACGGACGCGAGAUUGGUUCGCCACAGGGGGGCUCCGUCGCCGAAUCAAACUUCCCAUUAUCGCGGUCGAGCUCGAAAAUGGAUGAGCAAAUGGUAAAUGGGACACAGAAACCUCAGCAACUCAGCGCAAUCAAGCCAGCACGCCAGUCAGGCGCCAGCAGCCCAUCGCUGUUUGGGGGUUCCCCGGAGGAGGGUCUCGGUGGACCGCAGCUUCCACUUGCAGCAGCCGAUCUUAGCGCGGAGCUUCCGGAUAUAGGCGCUGCCUUCUCGCAGCACAAGUGGUACUUGUCCAAGCAGGGCAAUGCUCGCGCCGAAAAGCGCGCGGCCGAGGCCCGCGUGGAGAUGGACUACCAUUUAGGUGAAAUCUACGACAAAAACGGAUAUGCGCAGGACUUGAAGACGCUGACGGAAGCCGACGACAAACUGAGUCCCAAGGUGUAUUCUUCGGGUCUCUCGCAAGUGUAUUUGUCUCACGAGAAUGUACGCCGGCAGAACUUCGACGCCAAGCUAACCAGCUUCAACAAGGAGGUUUACCUCAAAGAGCACUCUAAACCAGUGGCAGAGCGCUUUGCGGAGAUCGCGCAUCGCGCACCGCCCAUGCGCGAUAACCGCGGCGCGCUGGUCAUUCCACCCGUCGUUGCUGAGGACAGUCUAGAGAGUGCAAUUCUGGCGGGUGUGGACGUAGAAGGCAUCAACCGAGAGCUCUACAUGAAGGACUCCCGCAACGGGUUUAACCGGGAUCAGCUAGAGUGGAUAGAACAGACCUUUCGGAACACCAGUAGCCGGUACAUCCGCUUCUGUCCAGACUGCUUUGGCGGCUACAAGCGACAUUACAGACAGAGAGGCGUGCCCGAUCCGAACAAAUAUGAGGAAAACUAUCAGGCACCAGAAGAGGUACUGAACUUCUUUUACUGUAGAUAAACGCCAUGGUGAUGAUAGUAAUUGGUUCUGAAAGGUAGAAGUAGCACUCGCAGUUGGACUCAUAAGGAGGGUGACUAGCGAGAUUCAUCCUGUGGUUAGUAAGUAAAAGUACUUUUGUUUGGAGGUGGACAUGAAACAGAAAUUCCAAUUUGCUAUCAUCUCUAGGAGCCGAUUUUGUUUGAGCCGAUUCCGUUCAGGAAUACCCGUGGUCAUUUCGCGCGCCACCCGUACACUGGUGAGUUCGAAGCGUACUGUGAGCCGUGUCCGGUGAAAAACAUUCCGGGGAAGCGAGAAAACUAUCCUCUGACACGGCCGUACCUGUUCGAGCGCAAGGGCAGCAUCCAGGACAUAGUGAUUCCUGGCGGCCGCCGAGAACCUUUCCGGGUGACGAUGUACCAACCUUUGGCGAUUCCGCCAAUUGUGAUCGAGCAGAACCGCAAGUGCUGUCCCUUGUGCGGCAAGAAGAAUGAAAACUUUGCGUUGGUGCAGCCCUGCUUUCACCGUUUCUGUCUUUAAGGCUACCGCUGAAGCAUCCUCAAUGCCAUCCUUCCUUGGCCCCUUUUUCGAAGUACUUGAAAACGAAGCCAAGUAGGAUGGUGUCAGUGAUGCAAACUUGGCAGCUCUAAUGUGUCGAAUGCAUCCUGGAUUGGACCGACUUUUGCCACGAUUUCUCCGAAGUUCUGGCAAACUACCCACUCGGGAUGCCAGCCGGGACAUUUAUGGGACGGAUCGCGGACGUCACGAAGCAGUAUCACUACGAAAACGGUGUUGACCCCAAGCGGAAGGCACAGGGUGUCGUCCAAGAAUUAAGGCCUCCAAAAAUCCAUCUUGUUCGCAAGCAUCCUGAGACCUUUUUCAAGGGGGAAAGGGGGCGUGGAUGCAUUUCAAGAUGGAUACAUAGAAGGUCUAAAAGAAGCGGCGGCGUCGGUGUCGCGUAGAAAUACGCAAUCCAUGUCGAGGCAACAGACCACUGCCAAUUUGCCGAACUCGGGAAGACCUCUUAGUCAGGACAGCAAAAAUAGCGCAACGGGUAAAAAAAGCACGAGCCGUGAGGGGCGGCCGAGCAGUCGGGGGCAAGUGAGUGCUGGUGGGGCACCGUCGCAAACGAGCGAAGCAGUACCCUUGCUAGUAGAAGGAAAUCACGAAGCUCCAGGCGACCUUAUUUGUGAAGAAGUUUACGAUCUACGAGAAGGCCGGCAUAAGAGCCCACCUGCUAGAGGAAGAGAGAAAAACGGCGCUUCUUCACCCGGCUCCGUAAGCCCAAGGAACGGUUCCAGCAGUCGCAAACCGAAACGCAAGAGGUCCAUGACCCGCAAUAAAGAAGUUAAGGAUAGUACUGUUUCAUCUGUGGUCACUGAGUAACACUAGAAAUUCGAACGAGAACUCAGCGGAGAACGAGAAGAUUCGGGCAAGCCGUAGAUCAUGUAAAGCUCCUUUCGCGCAUGUUCCAAAAUAAUAGAUACGUAGAAAUACUUAUAACGGCAAAAGAGAACAACUUACUACGGCGUCUAAUAGAUAUGAUCCGCAGCGGGACGUUCGAGAACUGACACCAGAGAGUUAUGCGGAGUUGCUGGCGUAUAAGAUGCCCGCGCCAAAGAAAAAGAAGUCCAGACCGCCGCCAAUUUACUCAGUGACGAACCGGGAGAAUGAGGAUGGCUUCGUGCCGACUGGAAGGCCCAAUGCGGCGAAACUCGGUGUCACCGGAAACGACUUGAAGCCGAAAAAGUGGUGCCCCGUUUGUCGCGAGCACAUCCAGCGAGUCGUGAUUCUGGAUGCACUGUAUGUCUCCAUUGGGGAUGGCAUCGUGGACAUCGAGGACUGGGCCAGGGGGCAGGGCUUUACCCCGUUCCCAGCGCAGCAACAGGAGGCGCCGGCUCUCAAGAUGCACAUCAACUACCCGACUUUCGAUAACGAUGCGAAGAAAGCGCAGUGGUACUUCCUCCAGCAUGCUAAGGGUUACCGCGCGAUGCGCAAGCUGAAAAUCAAAUCGAAGAUGAAAAAGGCGGAUCCGAAUGCAGCCGCUGGAAGCAUGAUGAAUGACGAUUUCGGGGACGAAGACUAGCUCUCGAGUUAGAAGUUGUAGUAGCUAUAACAUAACAAAGGUUUUUUAUGUUACUUACGGGUUGGAGUUCUGACGAUUCAUCAGCAAGCUAACAUGUACAUAGAUAAUCACGUAGUAUUUGAUGUACUAUUUUUCUAGUUGUGCAUGCUUUUUCUGAGUGGUCACCAUAUUUUGCUUCUGCGUGCGUCGUAAGCAGCAAGCUAGCCGUGAGCUUCAAGUGCAAUGUUUUUUGGUCACAUUUUUUCAUCUUUCAUGAACCGUGUGAGUGUAGGUCAUGUUACUAGUUUGUCAUUCUCAUUUCUGUCUUUCUGCGUUUGUAGUCUGUCGUGUAGUUUUGCAUUUGUAAUAUGUUACCCUGCAAUGGAUACUGAUAAUGUCUGCUUAUGCUAGUUUUCUGCGGUGAUUUCUGGCUCUGCUUGUGGUCGUGUGCCGUUUCUGUUACUGUUAACCAUAGUGAAUGCGUAUAAUGAAUGUUAGAAUUGUCAUUGAAUUCAUUUAGUGGCCUUGUUAUUCACAUCCUCGGUUGGAAUUUUUGCAGCUUGUUGUCAUAAUUAUUGUCAUGAGCUAGUAGGUUAGCUCUAGUGAAUGUUGUAACUAAUCUAUCAUAACAGGAUAAAGAUUAAAGUUUCCUUUUGUCGUCACAUUACUCCGUCUGUUAGCACCGAGGGACUUACCAAUUUCUUUGUUCUUCUUUCUAUUAGCACUGGGUGAUCAUGAUUGAAAUGAAGAGAACGCAAACACGAAUGUCAUGAUUGAUCUUGUCCCGAAGUACAAUUUUGCGUAGUUUCUUGUGUGAAACAGUAAAGAGUUCAACGUCCUCGUCUACUCCUGCUGCUCGGCGCACGGCGGUACAGGCUCCGAGAGUCGACGCACUGGUGUGGUGCUUGUGGUAAUACUGUUCUCUCAGAUUGAUAGUGCCUCAGCUGCAAGGUUGGAGCUGCUGAAUAAACUCGUCCUCGCGUCUACGUUCAAGCAUGUUGCGGUCCGUCACUAUCGUUAAGGCUACGCAUCGCUAGAGCAUCCGCGACAACUUGAAAAACUGUCAGCGGCGUGAAGAAGACGAAUGCGGGUGUAAGUGAUGUCGCCGUGUUUUUACAAUCGCACGGGUCGCAGGGUUUCGCAGGUUAGGGAUUGGGGAGGCGUAAUGUGCGAGUCCGGAAUCUUCUAUGUUUCAUCACUCAUUGCCGUUGCAACUUCUUCCAUCCUGAACUUUCCCAGCACAAUCUUUUUUAGCAGAUAUAAAAGGAUCCAUAUUUUUCUAGCGAAGACCCUUGUUCUGUAUUUUGGAAUUUUGAUUCAGGAUUUUGUGUUUUGGAAUUCAGGUACUUUCUUAGGAUGAAUCAUCAUCUUCAUACAGC